Molecule: messenger RNA, 1328 nt
Organism: Labrus mixtus (cuckoo wrasse)
Lineage: Eukaryota; Metazoa; Chordata; Actinopteri; Labriformes; Labridae
Product: histamine N-methyltransferase-like
Exons: 6
Coding region: 44-916 (290 amino acids)
Molecular function (GO): N-methyltransferase activity
Source: RefSeq, a predicted model, not a curated record
UUUGGUUUUAAAGCAUAACGUGUUAUAAAUUGCAGGAUCAGUCAUGGCUGAGGAAGCAAAGCAGACCUGCUAUGAAGGCAGUUCGGUCCAAAGCUUUCAGUUCUACCUCGAACAGUCAGGAGAGCACGAGGCCAUUCUGAAGUGUGCUCACGACAUCUUGCCUGGAGAAUUUCAAAGAAUUGCAGCAGGUAAAAGCAGCCUGGAUGUUCUUGGUGUUGGAAGUGGUGGAGGGGAGGUGGAUGCCCAGAUGCUCACUCUUCUUCAGUCUACCUUGCCGGCUGUUCCUAUCACUGCUGACAUUGUGGAGGGCAGUGCUGCUCUCACAGACAACUUCAAAGCUUUGGUAGCAAAGACGGCCACUCUUCAGAAGAUCCAGUUUGUUUGGCAUAUCAUGGGCAGUGAGGACUAUGAAAAGCAAGUCAGAGCAAAAGGAGACAUGAAGAAAUUUGACUUCAUACACAUGAUUCAGAUGAUCUACUAUGUUGAUAACCUUUCCAGUACAAUCAAGUUCUACCAAAGCCUUCUGAAGAACAAUGGCAAGCUUAUGAUCAUUGUUGAAGCAGCUGAUGGCGGCUGGGACAAACUGUGGAAGACGUUCAAGAAAGAGCUCUGCACGGGUGCCAUCACAGAAUAUCGCUCAUCAGCAGAGGUUAAAGCCUGUGUGAAGAGCCAGGGUCUGACAUAUGAGGAGCAUGUCAUCUCCAACACCUUUGACAUCACUGAGUGCUUCAAUCCAAGCAGCAAGAAUGGAGGACGUCUUCUAAAUUUCAUGACAGCACAAGAUGACUUCUACCAGUCCUUUACCCCAGAGAUCCGGACAGGCAUGUUAGACCUUCUCAGAAACAAGUGCAGCACUGAAAAGGAUGGCAGGGUUUUCUUCAACAGCAAUCUGAGCUGCAUGCUCAUUCAUGCUUAAGCAUGACCUCUAAUAGAAAGAUGCUUAAACUUUCUGAUUUCACUUAUUGCAUUAGCUUUUCCUAACCAUUUGAAUAUUUGCACAUGUGUAAGUUAGUAGUUGUCUCUCUUAAUGUACUUAUACUGCCUAAAUGCCUAAAUAAUGCCUAAAUCUUCUCUGCUGGUGUAUCAAAAAUGAUUAAUAAAACAGUUUAAAAAAAUGCUUUUUCAAGACUAAAAUCAUUGCCAAAUACAUCGUUUGUCUUAAAUUACUUAAAAUGUAAUGAGCAAACCUUUACUACCUGAAACCCAAUACUAGUUGGCUCUAGAAUUGAUUUCAUGGAUAUAUUUCUAACAUUUGUGGAAGUUUAUGUUCAUUGUGUCUGUCUAUAUAAAAGUUGACUUCAUAUAUAUUUAAAGCUAACUUAUUUGUU